GAGAGAUUGGCGCCGACCAAGAAAUGGAAAACUCCUGAAAGAAGGUCAAGAAGGAAGCUUUGCUGCAGUAUCUAAUUGUUUGGAUUUCUGAAUCACAGAUGAUUUAUUCUGUUGUCUUAUCCUCAGAUUUGAUGUUCUUGGAGCUAAAAUUUUACUUGAUUUAGUUCUACAGCCAUGAUCAAGACUUGAUUGAAAAAAUUCAAAGGAUACCAAACUAAUUCGAAAUUGGCAUCAAGUUAGUUUGAUUGUGAGCAUAACUAGUGUUCACAUCAUGCUAUGGCAACAGUUGUCAUUUGAGCUGCCAUUUAAUGUGAUUUGGGCAAGUACGUCAGACUAGCCUCCCAUAGUUGCUUUGUCUGGACAGCUGUUGGAUGCACAUGUUUUGUUUCUGUGCAACAAAAAUGAGGAGGCAUUUGGUUCUGGUUUUAUCGUGGCUACAUCCAGAUAUGUUUAACGAUAGAGGUCGCUAACAUCAUGCAGGAUCACCAGUAAAUGUUGGUAUUGAAAGUUAAAGCACACAGUAAAUAUUGGUAUUGGAAAUUAAAGUACACAUGCUUUACAGCCAUGUAAUUAUCGAUCUUGAUUGCCUCUUGAAGGUUCUUGAGUUGACUUGAUGUGUUAAGUAACCAUCUGGGACUAGUGCUGAAUCCGUUUUUAUUCGAAGAAUCACACAUUAACAUGGACACUGACAGUCCAAGUACUAACCAUCAACCAAACUUCCAUAAGAGGCUUUGUCAUGCUGUUGCACCUGUGCUUUUGGUUGCAAUUGGGUAUGUUGAUCCAGGAAAGUGGACUGCAGCUGUUGAGGGAGGAGCCCGUUUUGGGUUUGAUUUGAUCACACUAAUGCUCACUUUUAAUUUUGCUGCUAUUUUAUGUCAUUACCUGUGCUCUCGUAUUGCUGUAGUCACUGGAAGAGGUCUUGCACAGAUUUGCGGUGAGGAGUAUGACAAGGUGACAUGCAUAUUUUUAGGAGUUCAAGCUGAGCUUUCCAUGAUUACUUUGGAUCUUACUAUGAUUCUGGGGACAGCUCAUGGGUUUAAUCUUCUAUUGGGGAUGGAUCUGUUUACUUGUACAUUACUGACUGCGAUUGAUGCUGUUCUAUUUCCAGUUUUUGCAACCCUCCAGGAGAGUGCUAAAUUAAAGUUCCUAUGCAUAUGCAUGGCAAGCUGUAUACUACUUUCUUAUGCUUUUGGAGUGAUCAUCAGUCUACCAGAAAUUCCAACCGCCAUGGAUGGGACGCUAACUAAGUUAAGUGGAGAAAGUGUGUUUGCAUUGAUGAGCCUUCUUGGAGCGAGUAUUAUGCCUCACACCUUUUACCUUCAUUCUUCUAUUGUAGAGCAAAAUCAGGGGCCAACAAAUGCUUCCAAGGCAUCCUUAUGUAAUGACCAUUUUUUGGCCAUCCUAUGCAUCUUCAGUGGCAUUUUCCUGGUUAAUUAUUUGCUGAUAAACUCUGCAGCAAAUGUAUUUUAUAGCACCGGCCUUGUUUUGCUUACUUUUCAGGAUUCAUUUUCCCUAAUGGAUCAGGUAGUGAGGAGUUCGAUUGCACCUUUUGCCUUGAUAAUAGUUAUGGUUUUUUCCAAUCAACUUACCGCAUUGACCUGGAAUGUUGGUAGACAGGCAGUUCUGCAUGAUUUGUUUAGAAUGGACAUUCCCGGUUGGCUUCAUCAUGCAACAAUCAGAAUAAUUGCUCUUGUUGCUGCCCUUUAUAGCGUGUGGAAGUCAGGAGCUGAGGGUAUAUAUCAAAUGCUUAUCUUUACACAGGUUGUAGUUGCUCUAGUGCUUCCAUCUUCAGUGAUUCCCCUUUUCCGAGUUGCCUCAUCACAAUCAGUAAUGGGUGUGCACAAAGUUUCUCAGUUUGGGGAGUUCCUAGCACUUACUACAUUUAUUGGAAUGCUGGGCCUAAAUAUUAUAUUUGUGACAGAGAUGAUAUUUGGAAAUAGUGAUUGGGUGAGUAAUUUGAGGUGGAGCAUGGGGAAUAGUACACCCAUCUCUUAUGUUGUUCUUCUCGUCAUUGCCUUUGUCUCUCUUGGUUUGAUGCUUUGGCUUGCAGCCACCCCAUUAAAGUCUGCAAGCUCCAAAGUAGAUGCCCAGGCAUGGAGCUGGGAAAUGCAAAAUUUUGUUCCCGAAUCAUCUGCAGAGAGGAUCAAACAUGAUUUAAGUGAAACCAGAUAUCAUAUAGGCGAAUCCACCCAAUGGAAAGAACCCCCAUUAGUAUUUGAGAAAUACUUGGGGAGUCAUCAAGAUUUAUCCACUUCAAGUCCUGAUCUUAAUUUACCCGAGAGACUGUUUGAUGCUGAUAGUGUGUCUCAUUUGACUACUAUUGAGGAAAAGUAUUCUGGUAGGGACUAUUCCAGUCCUUCUGUAUGCCUUCAGGAGGAAUCAGAAUCCAAGGUGGAAAAGGUCCUAGUGCCGACUAUUAGUAAUAAGGUUUCAGAAGGUGAAGUUCUGGAUGUUAGUAUCACCAAUACUGAAUCAGUAGGCUUGGUGGAGAAGAUUCUGAGAAUUGAGGGGGAUUUGCAAACUGAGAACCACGAGGUGGGAGAUACUUGGAAGCCGGAAGAAUCAUCAAAAGAGGUGUCUGGGGGUAGCCCGUCUUUGACAUCUGAGGGUCCUGGAUCAUUUAGGAGUCUUAGUGGAAAAAGUGAUGAUGUCGGGAGCGGCUCUGGAAGUCUUUCAAGAUUAGCGGGAUUGGGCCGCACUGCAAGACGCCAAUUGACUACAAUUCUAGAUGAGUUUUGGGGACAGCUGUUUGAUUUCUAUGGGCAGGAAACAAAAGAAGCAAGGGCUAAGAAAUUGGUUGCGUCACUGGGGCUAUAUGUGAAGGUAGAUUUAAAAUCUGCCUCUGGAUCGUUGAAGGUGGACAAUAAUGGGAAGGAAUGUAGUGGGUGUUUUCCAUAUGUGGGUGAAAGAGUAUCUGAUUCGGUGAUCAAUUCAAGUUUAUAUGAAUCUCAACAGUCAUCUUAUGGUGCGCAAAGGGGUUUAUCUUCAAUUUCCAACCCCAUGCAAUUGUUAAAUGCUCAAAAUUCUGCUAUUGACCCUGGUGAGAGGCGCUAUUCUACUCUGCGCGUUCCACCGUCAUCCAAUGCCUAUGAUGAGCAGCCAGCCACUAUACAUGGCUAUCAGUUUGCAUCCUAUCUCAGUCGACUUGGUAAAGAAAGAAGCUUUGAUUACUUGAAUGGCCAAAUGGAGUCACUAACCCCAAAAUCCAGACCUUUGCUCACAUCGAAUUGCGUAGAUCCACUUGCUCAUGCCUUGAGGCGAAAACCACAAAAUGGGGCGAGCCUCAUAAAGCCACCUGGCUUUCCUGACCUUCCUGUAGCUAGAAGUAGUUUGUUACAGUCUGAAAGGCCAUUUUAUGGUCUUUCCUCUCCUGAACCGACUGAGAAUGCAAGUAACACAGUUAGUGCGAAGAAAUACUAUAGCUUGCCGGACAUCUCAGGACUUUAUAUCCCUCACCGAGAGCCAUCAUUGUCUGACAGAAGUUCACAACAGGAUGGGCCCAUGGCAUACUGGUCAUCUGUUAGUCGUGCUAUAAAUGAACGAUCUUUGUAUUCAAACACAUCAUCGAAGGUUGGGGCUGCUUUGUCAUUUGGUGAAUUUUCUCCUUCAAAAGUCUGCAGAGAUGUUUUUUCACCACAGUUCAGCUCAAACUCGGACACUGGGUCCCUGUGGUCUAGACAGCCAUUUGAACAGUUUGGUGUGGCUGAUAAAACUCGUUCUGUGGAGGGUGCAAGAGUUGGAGAGAGUCAGAGUUCAAUAACCGAAGAAACUGCAUUUGAUAUAGAUUUGGAAGCAAAGCUUCUUCAGUCUUUCAGACACUGUAUUUUGAAGCUCUUGAAGCUGGAAGGAUCUGAUUGGUUGUUCAGACAGAAUGAUGGGGCUGAUGAGGAUCUUAUUGAUCGUGUGGCUGCAAGGGAAAGAUUCAUUUAUGAAUUUGAAACUAGGGAAAUGAACCACCUGGUUCACAUGGGUGAUGCUCAAUUUUCAUCUGGUAGGAAACCUGGUUCUGCACUGAGAAAUGAUGAGUCAGAUAAUACAAAAUUUCUGGUAACCUCAGUGCCUCGUUGUGGGGAAGGCUGUAUUUGGAGAUUGGAUCUGAUAAUAAGCUUUGGGGUCUGGUGCAUUCACCGGGUUCUUGAGCUUUCCCUAAUGGAAAGCCGUCCUGAGCUUUGGGGGAAAUACACUUGCGUGCUCAAUCGUCUUCAAGGGAUUAUCGAUGUGGCAUUUUUGAAGCCUCGUUCUCCAAUGGUCCCCUGUUUCUGCCUUCAAAUUCCAGUUGCAUACCAACAAAGGUCAAGCCCACCUAUUUCAAAUGGGAGCUUACCCCCGCCUGCAAGACAGGGGCGGGGAAAAUGCACAACCGCAGCAAUGCUCUUAGACAUAGUCAAAGAUGUUGAAAUUGCAAUCUCUUGCCGGAAGGGUCGAGCAGGCACUGCAGCUGGUGACGUGGCUUUCCCCAAAGGGAAAGAGAAUUUGUCAUCCGUCCUCAAGCGCUACAAGCGUCGUUUAUCCAGCAAAUCAGUUGGCACUCGUGAUGGUGGACCUGGGUUACGUAAGGUUCCUGCUUCAGCUUAUGGAUCAUAACCUUCGUUUAUGAGUCACAGCAACUGGGGGGAUAGUUUUGGAGGAGUUUGAUUUUGGAAACCAACUCAUUCUCUAUGUCAGAGGUACCCAGCAGCAGUGAACUCUCUCUCUCUCUCUCUCU
Molecule: messenger RNA, 4705 nt
Organism: Ilex paraguariensis (yerba mate)
Lineage: Eukaryota; Viridiplantae; Streptophyta; Magnoliopsida; Aquifoliales; Aquifoliaceae
Source: the annotation of a GenBank genome assembly